Messenger RNA from Dimorphilus gyrociliatus, 6462 nucleotides. The record is from the annotation of a GenBank genome assembly. NCBI's taxonomy places the organism in Eukaryota, Metazoa, Annelida, Polychaeta, Dinophilidae.
GAUACGAAAUCUACGCCAUGACGAGCGUAGUCGCCAUAUUCAUUGAAAUUAUAGACAAAUUUGUAUACAGCGUCGGAAAUGGUUUAAUCAUCAGGCAGAAAUGCGACAGAAGAAGCAUUAAUUAGUUAAACAGGUCAUGGCUAUAUGAUGAGCCGACCGCUCACAACGGUGAACGGCUGCAGCCUCGAAGAUUGCUACACUAAUUUAUUUGCGCUCACGGAAUUAGAUGGUAUUCGUUGGUGUAAAUUGGUGGCGCCAAAUCAGAGGCGGUACCAGGAUCCGUUGGAAGACCCGAUUUUAAAAGCUUACAAUCGUGGGAUUAGUAAGGAAUUAUUAUGUGUUUGGAAAAGAACUACAAGAUUCAUAGAUCCUAAUGAUUAUUCUACUGAAAACCCCCUUCUUAAUGGCAAGAAAGAGUUAUGGGUAUUUUGGUACAAAGAUCAGCCUCACCAUUUGCCAGGAAUUCGAGCUGAAUUCCAGUUAAAAGAUGAAGAAAGUGGUCAAUGGGAGCAUCAAGAUCAGGGAAACCAAUUCAAUUAUCAGUGCAGGAUCCUUCUGUUUAAAGCAAUUCACAACCUUAUAGAAAAACAUUUGAUCGCUCAAGGUUUUGUAAGGAUCGGUAAAUGGUUUCUUCAUCCUUACACUCAAGAUGUGACGGAACCAGACAAAAGUGUCCAUUUUUCAUUCUCUUUUUCUUUUUUCUUACACGGAGAAAGUACAGUUUGCGCAUCAGUAGAUGUUCGCCAACAUCCUAUUCUAUAUCGACUGCAUGCGCAUCACCUACUAAUUGCUGAGCAAGAUCCUCAGCAAGUAUCCGUCCUUUUGGCGCCAUAUGGCAUGGCAGGUACAUUGACUGGUGCAGCAUUUCGUGAAGGAGAUCCUAGGAUACAUAGAAUGCUUCACGAAUGGAAAGAACAUUUCUACAUUGAUGAUACGUUCGACAGAGAUGAUAGCUCUAAACCACCUCUAUUUGUUGAAGUGGUCGUUGCGGGUACCCGUUUAAAAUAUCCGUCUUGCUUUGUUCUAACAGAGAAUGCUGCAACAACAUUAUACAAUAAUUCGUCAGCACCUCAGCCACCGCCAAUAUUGGCUUAUUCUCCGCCUUGUACCCCUUGUCCACCAGAUCAAGCACAAAAGUCAAGCUUUUCGAUUUUAUCUGAUAGUCAAGGCAUGACUCCAGCCCCAAUCAGGGUUGAGGGCGCUGCAGAAUGUGGAAUGAAGAUCUGCUUUAAAGCUUGGCGUGAUGCUUCAAUGACACCAUUGCGAGAAAUGCCCAAUCCAGAAGAAAGUAACCCUGCAAACUGGGAUUAUAUGGAUCCAACUGCUAAAAGCAAUUGCCUAUGUAAUAGAAUACGGCAGCGUAACUCCACGAAAAGUAUGAACAAAUCGCCAGAGGGGAAAAGAAGUAGACAGAAAAUUCCUCAACGAAUAGCAUUUCAUGUUCGAACUCAGCAUAUUGAUCAAAUGAUACCUAGUGAUAUAGAUUUCAUUGGUGCUGUGCCCUCCGCUCAACUUCCCCCAAAUACAGCAGGCCCACCAACGCCUUACACAAAAUCGCCAUCAGUUCCAACGUUCAGCAGCAACACUCCAACACCAAGCGUUAAUAAUACCCAACCGAUAACACCACAUGAAACUCCUUCUACACUAGAGUCACCACCGUCGCUUUGUGCACCAUCUUCCCCAUUUGUCAAAAAUUAUCCUUUUCAAGAUGCAAUGAUGCCUGUUCUAAAAGAGAGAUUUCCCCCAGAAGAUGGAUUCUUAAAUGAUGAAAACAUGCAGAACUUCGAAGAUGUUAGUGCUUUUCUAGCGUUGCCGCUAAAAAGACUGAGAAGAGACUACGGCGAAUCUGAUAGCGAAAUUUCUGAACCAUCUCCCUCGCCGUCGCCUCAGCCUUCACAAACAGCAUUAUCACCAUUUGGUGAGGAGGAGCGAGUCAAACAUACAUUGGAGCAGCAUAGCGAUUUCACGGCUUUGGAAAAUAUAUUUGAAAGUGACGACUCUGAUUCGCCUACUCCAACAGAUGAAAAGCAUAACAAUAUGGAUUCACUAUAUCCGACUCCACCAAGUUCCAAUUCACAAUCUCAAACUGAACAGAGUCCAUGCCCAAAUGUACAAGAUGAAGCAAUGGAUACAGCCGUAUCAAGUAUUUUUGAUCAUCAAUCUGAAAGUUUAUUAGGUCCAUUAGCCCAAGCCUGUAAUUGGCCAACAGCACAGCGGUUUAAUGCUCUCAGCAUAGCUAGUCCUUUGUCCCAAGCUUCAAACCUACCGAAAUAUACAGUAUCUGUUCGACUACCACAAAUCCCUCAAGCUACAGGUCGAAACCAGCACAGUGGCAUAAAUGAGGUAAUAAGAAAAGAUAACUGCUUAACACCCGUUAAGAAUGACCGAUUAGAGAGAGCACCUUCCAGUUAUGAUAUGCAAUCACCCGCUUCCAAUGCAUCUUCAUAUGCUGCUGUUGCUCAUUCAAAACAACCAGUGACUAGUACUAACUAUGCUGAAGCGAACGCCAUUUUAUUAAAUGUUCUACUAUACGACUCUUUGCUCAAUUUAUUUAAGGACCAUAAUUUUGACAGUUGCCCACUCUGCGCUUGUAAUAUGAAUAUACGAGGAUCAGACGCCGAAUCGUACUUAGUCAGUCAGAACGAUCGCCGCGAGUUGGAGAGUACUUGCGUUUGUGGCUUUUCAGCAGUGAUGAAUAGGCGUUAUGCCAUUGCUUCGGGAUUAUUUAUGGAGGAUCAAAUGGACAUCACUGGUAUGAUUGACACUACGAAAGAACAGCCAAAACCAAGAAGCAAUGGGGAAAAAGAACUAGAUGCACAACCCUCCGAUAUAAUGACUGCAGUUAGACAGUAUUUUAUGACAGCUCAAUUGUCGAUGAGUUCUGAAUGGGAUAGUGACGUCGAUUUUGAACAGCAAUUAAGAUCUAUGGAGUUGCGUGAUGGUGGAACAAGGCAGUUAGAGAUUCAAGACGGAUGUGCAAUAACUUGGUCAGCUCUUGAAUUAUCAAAAUUUAGUGGUGAUCCGUCUAAUUCCAAUCCACCUCAGCCAAAACACGUUGAUGAGACUAUUUUUAAAGAGUCUUGCUUACAUAAAUGGCCCUAUUUCCAAAGUAACGCGAAAAUUCCUGCAAAUUGCCACGAUGUAGUGAGAUUGUUAAACUCUCUAAAUCCCCUUCUUCAAGAUGCUAUUCAAAAGAAAAAUAACAACUGGGAUACGACGUAUAACGUAAUGGGACCAUUAACUUGGAAAGACUUUCAUUUAUUAGCACGUCGAGGAACAGAUGAAGCAUCAGCUCCUCAACCAAUUCCACAAAUAUUAGCCGGUUAUGAUAAAGAAUGGAUUUCUGUUGCUCCAUACUCUCUCCGGUAUUGGGAUAAGUUAUUGAUGGAACCCUAUAGUGCACCAAGAGAUGUUACGUAUGUUGUUCUUGCUCCAGAGCACGAUUAUGUGCUUGAUCACGUCUGUGCCUACAUAAGGGAACUAAGUGACGUUUAUGAAUCGUGUCACCUUGGACGUCAUCGACCAAUAGAUUCUUUAAGACAAGGAAUUUUGAGGAUUGGUAAACAAUGUUUACAGAUGGUCAGUGGAGAUGUUGCCUUGGACGACUGGUUUAAGUUGAUAGGAAAUACUCCCAUUGCAGCAAAAAUUUCUAUAUAUGCACGUAUAUGCAAAGGAGUAUUAGCCGGAUUUUUAGCCAUGCAAAAUAAAGGAAUAAAAGAAGAAGAUAAUAACAAUUUACCGACAUACGUUGUUUAUGUAAUAGAUCCCUUCUCCGGUAGCUCAUGGCCCCAGGGUGAUCGGUUGGCUACACUAGGAUUUUUCCGGUGUUUUGAUGAAUUAUGUAAACAAGUUGGACCACAGGUGUCUUCUCGUUUGACCAUGCAAAUUAUAUCUCAACAUGAAAUUUUAGCUGCAAGGAUGUCACCUGACAAUAAUCAGUUGAAAACUUUAGCUCUAUCAGUGUAUACAAAGUGUAGCCGAAUUCUUACUCAUAGAGUAUCUGGUCGGUGUUUGACAGGUUUCGGUCCAGCAGCUGAAGGGGAACGAAGACUAAAUAAACUAGAAAAUCCUCCGCAAUACAAAUUAUUCACACCUCCCUUCACUCUCACAAAUACCAACAAGCGUUGGUCUUCGACUGAAAAUACACAUGAUGGAGUUUUAUUUGUUGGAUAUUGUUUAUCUGAAGAUCAAAAGUGGCUCUUAGCGGCUGUUACUGAUAAUAAUGGAGAGCUACUAGAUACCUGCACCAUUAAUAUUUACAUACCAAAUAGAGGGGCUAGGAGAAGUAAGGCAUCAGCCCGAAAAAUAGGCUUAAAGAAGCUUUGGCAAUUUAUUAUUGGUCUGAUAAGCGGUACGUUAAUGAGCUGGAGACUUGUGAUCGGCCGAUUUGGCCGCAUUGGUCAUGGCGAAUUGAAAGGUUGGGCUGGCCUGCUGUCAAGAGAUAAUCUAACUAAAUCGAAUUCGGAACUUAAAGAGGUUUGUAGUGCCUGCUCAGAUCUAAAACCAAAUGUUGGGGCCAACAUUGUUGGUGCUUGCCUGAUUUCAAUGGAGGCUCAUCAGUCUAUUCAGGUCAUGCCAGAUUGUGUAAAGGUUGAAGAGAAGAGCUCCAGCUCUUGUCCUUUAUCGACACCUCGAGACGCAUCUUCAACAACUCAUAUUCUAGUGCUCCCUACAUCAGCCACAGCACAGUACCAAACCCAAGGAACAAUACAACCGCACGAGGAAGCAGAAGAUCUCGGAAUUGAUUAUAUUGGUGCUGGGGAAAUAGAUGAUGAAACUCUGGGAUUGAACUUCGAUGAUAUUUUGAAAUCAAUGAACGCUCCGAAUUCACCUGUCAGCAAUGGCCAUUCAUCGCCAACCCAUCUAUCAAAUGCAGGCCAGGCUAAUAUUAAUAACAUAAAUUCCGCAGACUCUGAUCCUCAAGAAAUACCACAGACUAUUCUCCAGCAACCUUUAGCAAUAGGCUUUUAUGUUUCAACCGCAGCUACUGGUGCUCUCCCUCGGUGGUUUUGGUCGGCAUGUCCCCAACGAGCUAAAGUCUUACCAGUAUGCCUUAAAGCAGCUCUUCACCUCCACAAUGUCUUACACCAAACAGAUUCAGAUGAAUUUGCUUCAUCCUCCACCCAAAAAUCUUCAACCCAUCCACUAGAUUCAAAUUUAACAUCUGAUGUAUUAAGAUACGUUUUGGAAACAUACAACGCGCUUUCUUGGUUAACUUUUGAUUUUAAAUUGAACGAUAGAAGAUCUUGCCUUCCGGUUCAUUUUGUCGUUCUAAUGCAAAUUUAUCAUGCCAUCAACAAGUUAAUCUAACUGCGCAUACUUGAUUGGUUUGGAUUUAAAGCAAGAAUAUCUUUAGGUGCUGAUUCAUAUUUCCUACUUAAAAAAAUUCGUUCAUUUUUGGCUAAGAUAUGUCAUUGGUAGUGCAAUUUGGUACAUAUACCUCGCUGUCAUUUAAUAAGAAACUAAGAGUAAGGACGUAAAAUUACGUGCCUUUUUUUUAUCAAUGUUCUGUCUCUCCAUUAUUUCACAUUUUUUCUAGUCUAAUACUUUCAACGCGGUUGUUGAUGUUACAAGCGUUGGACGUUUAAGCGUUCGUCGCUGGCGUGAUAUAGCUUGAAACAUUUAUCUAUUUCACGUAUACGUGUAUUUUACAUUCGCAGUUGAUUCUCAACAUGUGACUGUUACCAAGAGUGUACAUUUUAGUUUGACCUAUUAACUCAUUUUAGUUUUAGACCUAAACAGGUCAGUGACAACCGUGUCCAUUUCUUUUUUUUCUUCAAGUAAUCAGCUGUUUUAUUUUACGUCUGAAGUACGUUUGGCUAAUGGAGGAAGAGACAAUUUUCACAAUCAUCACGCAAAAUAGUGUGAUGGAGUCUGUUUUUAAAAUACUAUUGCACUAUAUUGGCUUAUAGAAUAUGUAAUUCAUCACAGUCCGUUUUCAUCUAUGACUUAUUAUCAUUUAGUAUAUAUAUAUAUAUAUAUAUUUAUAUAUAUAUAUAUAUAUAUAUAUCUUUUAAUGCUAAUUGACUCACCUAUGAUAUGUAAGUAAAGUUUAUACAAUCGUUUCAUAUCAGCUGCUUGUACAUUUCUUUGGAUUUUGAUUGUCGAUAGGUAUGCAAUAUGCUCUGUAAACCAUCUAUGCCUUUGCCAAGAUACUAGCAAGAGGUUUACACUAUUUUUAAAAUCCCGGCAAUGAAUGAAGUUUUUUGUAUUAUCAAAUUUUGAUAUUUGCAUGCAAAAAUUCUAAUUUUUUAACACUGUUACAUAUUAAAAGUUACAUGUACUUAUUUCCUUUUAUGGACUGUACUGAAUUUGUAAAUUAUAAGAUUUAUUGUAUAUAUCUUAUUCUAUAGCAAAAAUAUGUUGAUAUUAUAUCUGGCAAUUAACUUAUCUCUUAAUAAAAGAUAACAAAUUGUUGUCUUUCGUAUUAAAUAAUUUAAUGUACAUUUUGAAUACUUCCAA